Danaus chrysippus (African queen) is the source of this 4623-nucleotide messenger RNA. Lineage: Eukaryota; Metazoa; Arthropoda; Insecta; Lepidoptera; Nymphalidae. The record is from the annotation of a GenBank genome assembly.
AUGUCCAAUGAAACAUAUGUGAAGAACGCUCAGAGCGAUGUAACACCCAAUGAGAAAGAAAAAGAAAAAUUAAAAGAAAAAGAAAAAUUAAAAGAAAAAGAAAAAGAGGGUAAACAGAGAUCUGUGUCGUUUAACAGAGACGUUCACGUCAAACGUUUCGGUAAACCUCGUGAACGGAGUCAAAUAGAUCAGGGACCAUCGAUACGUAAGGAACCUUUCACACACUUAUCAGAGAAAGAGCUCAUAGAAGAAGCGAAUAAAGUAAUAGCACAGGCACAGAGCGUCACAUGCACAGCUGACCAUCCGCCGGAGAAAUUCUUCUCUUUACCUCACAGAAGAAAGUUCAAAGAAGACAAGAGCACAAGAAGAAGUAGUGACGACACAAACACUCCAGAAGUUACUGGAAAAACAUCACUCGGAAGAUCCACUAGUGAUGUGAUCCCAAAAAGGAAAAAAGAAAGAACCUCUCUUUCAACUCUAUUUAGAAGGGCGCAAAGAACUAAAAGCCCAGAAUCACCUGUCGUUGUGACAACAAAACCAACCGUUUCCGUUAAAAGAAGCAAAAGCGACGUAACAGAUCUCAAAUCUAAUACUAAUCUCAUAAAAACGAAACCGAUACGAAAGAGAUCUGGAAGUGAAACGGAGGAAUUCCUAAAGUCGUUACGUAACAAGAAAUCUCAACUGUCGCCAAUAAUAGAAAACUCUCCAAGGGAAGAUUAUUUCAAGAAGACAUCACCGCUUGAUUUGCUUUACGAGGAGAAACAUUCUGAAAAGGACAACUUUAAAUCCGAUGAUCAAACUUCCAUUGAUAGCAAAAAAGUUAAUCCCAUCGAAAAACCACCAAGAUACAAAACUCCCGAAAAACAAGAUCCUAAACCGCCGUUAAGAAGUAAAAGGGGCAAGUCCGCUGAAAAGGAAAAAUCUCCUAUUAUUUCUGAAACACCAAAACGUAAAACAGAAAUUAAAAAGACUAUUCUCGUCGAUGAAAUAGACUCUAACAAAUUCAAGGAUAGUCCGAUAGAAAUAAAAGAUAAAAUUAAAGAAAGCAUCCGUAAAAUUGAAGAAAACGUCUAUGGUGAUAAAGAAAUGAUACACAGUAGCCAAAUACCACCUGAGAAACCGCCGUUAACAAGAGGACAUACUGUGGGUCACCUCGUACGGAUUUUAAAGGAAGACCAACAGUCACCGCCGCCGAAAUCCCAUUUAAUAUCACCACUAAAUUCAACUAAUAUCAACCAACCCUUCUCUUACACGAAGCCAAGCGCUAGUCCCGAUCCAAACCUAUUUGUAAGGAGUACUAGUCCCGAUAGAGUACCGAGUCCUGUUAACAAGAUGACCGACAAAGGUGUUGUAUACGCUCAAGUAAUACGUGAUACAGACAACAACCAUUUCCAUAAACCAGCUCAUAAACUUCAUUCACCUUUAAAUAAUAAAUUCAGUAAUCUAUCGGAUGAAGACGAAGGUCUUGGUUAUGAAGAUAGGCACAAGUACUCUUCAGAACGUAUAAUGGACUAUGACUAUAAAAUUAACACUAACAAUCGCAAGUUUAAUGAUGCUUAUAAUGUGCAAGAGUCACCAAUCAGGCCAAGAUUUAAAGAAUAUAAACUUAUGAGUUUUGAAGACAACGAACCGACAUACGCCAAUGGUUUAAAUGGGAAAGAAUUUGAUGAUCAUAAACCAAUUGAGAGUUUCAGAGGUAGAGCGGAUGGGAUGGAUACGAAAAAAAAAGUAUAUGAAUCUGACAAUAAAAUUGAUUUGGACUUCAACGAACUAAGUCAUAGAAGAGAGUUGCUGGAAUCGCGGUUGAAUGCUAGAAGAUUUGAAAGGGAAAAAAUCAAUUUUGAUGAGCCAAUAUCAAAGUAUCUAGUAGAAAAUGAUCCGAUUUACGAAGCAGAAAAACGUAUGAAACAAACAGAAAAGUACGUUAAUGAUACUGUAAAAUACUAUCGUCACACUUUAGAGAGAGAUGGAGUUGAAAGUACUUUGACUGAAGAUUACAAAUACGAUUCUGAUAGUCACAAGGUUAAAUACAGCACAGAAUCGAGAGCUUACCACAAAACGCCUAUAGGAGAAAUAGACAGGCGGGAGUUCAUUGACAACUUAGACUCCGAGAGAUUCAAAACACGCAGAAAGGUAUUUCCACCAGAACCCGAAUAUGAACCACCGAGUCUCGAAUCUAAUCCUGGCAAACCUAUUUCAUCUCCAGAUGAAUAUAAAGAAAAGAAAUACAAAGUUAAAAAGCACUUUGCAUCUAGUCAUGAUCUCGUACAGAGUGGUCAGAAAUACAAAGUAAGAGACGAUUAUUUUGGAAAAAGAAAGGGUCAUUAUGCAUCGAAUCCUGAAAUAGCGCAAGAGAGAGAAGAGGAGUACGCUAAUAUUGGAUAUAAUACAAAACAUGAAUCAUACCAUAAUUCACUACGCCGCUUGAAAGGUAAAGAAAAAGAUUCAAGACGCCAUACAAGCAUAAACCGCCACGAUUCGGGCGAUAGCAGGGACUACUACCUUGAAGAGAGAUCUCCGCGCCGUUUUGACUUCGACAAUCGCUUAGUAGAUUCAGGUAUUGAAAAUGACUUCAGGCACAACUCCAGUGGAGAAAUUCAUAGAACUAGAAAAGGAAGACCCGAGAGUGAUGAUGACGUAAGAGAUACGUCCAUGUUUUUGGCCAGCGAAAGGCAGCACACUGAAGAUAACUAUCCCAGUGAGCAAAUAUACGCUAACAACCCUCAUCUAUUACACUACAAAGACUAUAGAGGUAGUGACAGAAAGGAGUACAGUCCAAGAGAUAGAAGCGCUGAUGACGGGUCGCUUUUGGACCCUAAAGUUCACCGAUACGACAAAAGUCCCAGCAGCCUUGAAGAUAAAGUCAGUGCGAAGCCGCCGAAAGCUACAAAGAAGCUUUCUGGACUGGAAAAGAUGAAACAGCUGUUCUCUCGCGACUCUUCCAAGAAGAGCAAGAAAGAGAAAGAACCAGUCCAACCGAAAAAUCGCACUCGGGUACUCAAGAGCCCCGAACAUCUUGCGAGAGAUGACCCUGAAUAUAGACGGUACACAGAUCCGGAACCCAGCGACAUAGAAGUUAGGAGACGGGAUGACACAAAAGAUAUAAAGAAAUACACUCGCUCGAGAGAAGACUUAGAUAAAUACAGAAGUCCAGUGAGAGAUGAUGUGAGAAGACCGGAAAAGUAUAGAGAAAAUGAAUUUAAGGGGAGUUACGAUAGAACCUUAAAAAGAGACAGCAAAUACAAGGAGGAUAGAAGAAGGUAUUCGUCAGAGAGAGACAGCGAACGUGCUUCAGACGCCGAGACUGAAAGACGUACGAGAGACCGCAGAGCUUUGGACUCACCAGCACUGGCUGAGAGAUACCGUGAACGACGGCGCCUGGCCACUCCAAGCCCUACACCGAGUCCACCCAGACGAGAAGCUUCACAGUCGAGCUGGUUCAAAUCAUUGGACAGACUUGGAAAGAAGAGAGAAAAGAAUAUCAAGGCUGAAAAAGAGAGCGUGAUCACAACAGAGGAUGAAUCCAGCCGUCGAGUGUGGAGCAAGCAGACCAAACCGUUGAACUCACCAGCCAAAAACCUGCGAUUCUUCGGAGAUACUGAUCAAGAAUCGGAAUCGAACAUCAAAAUAACAAAAACGAAACGCCAAAUAAAAAAUCACGGAACUCUUAGGAAGACGAUCUCAAACUCAAGCACCGGCUUAGAUGAGGUCGAUCAUAGUCAGCUAUCAAACAAAAGCUAUUCACUGACUAACUUACGAGACAACGAAUCGCCUAAGAAUAAGGAAUAUUAUAAGAAGAAUUUGAAGAACAUAUCCGAAGGUCAUAGCAAUUCGGAAAAUGAGAGCCAAGUUGGAAAAAAAUUCGCCAGCAAGCCACCUAUCAGCCCGUAUGAUAGGAGUAGAAGCCACAGCAGUUCCAAGACAUUAAAAGGAUCUCAAGAUGUGAGGAGAGUGGGGAGAAAUGAUGAGCGAGGCUCUUCAGAACUAAGAGUCAGGAAAGAUAACAGAGAAUUAAAAGCUCGAGCCUCCGACAGCAGUGCUGAGGAUUCAUCACAACGCAGCGUAGUUUUCCUACACGCUACUACCGUUGGAGACAUACCCGACCCCGGUCAGAUGUUAAGGAAUCGCUCCAGAGACGACGUAUCAUCAUUAAUGUCAUCAAACGUUCAAAUACGCAGCACUACCAAGAGUUUCUCACUUUUCGCACCAUGGACACCGAAAACAAACGACCAAUACGACGUACACUACGCACAGAAACCAAGACGAUCUAAACUCAAAGACAAUUCACACAAGAAAACUCCCGCCAAAACGACAGAUGAUAGAACGCUACAGAAAAAUAAAUCAUACAGCCAAACAACACUCAGCACGAGGCCAUACAGCCAAAGUAAUAGAUUAACAAGCUCGAGUACGACGUUGUAUAGACGAGAUAGAAAAAAUAAAGAAAGCGAUACAUCUCAAAGUACUAUACCAAGGAAAAGUACGAAGAAGAGUCAAUCUAGCGAAGUAUUGAAUAGGGAUGGGAAAGAACGAGUGGCGCGAUCGAUAUCGAUACCGAAAGAUAAAAAGGCGGGAUGGUUUAAAUUAUCGUCGAAAAACAAGAAAGAAACAACCAGAGUACGAUAA